Aureobasidium melanogenum CBS 110374 is the source of this 1236-nucleotide messenger RNA. Its product is annotated as EXS-domain-containing protein. Gene Ontology annotation, cellular component: membrane; cytoplasm. Bases 1 to 1236 code for a protein of 411 amino acids. The record is from RefSeq and is a predicted model, not a curated record. NCBI's taxonomy places the organism in Eukaryota, Fungi, Ascomycota, Dothideomycetes, Dothideales, Saccotheciaceae. The transcript is spliced from 5 exons.
AUGGAUGGUGAUUCGGCUGUCGAGUCACAGCUAGAUGGCUUCAGUCUGGUGCUUCCGCUGCCGUAUCGUGUUGCUUUGAUCAUCGUUUUGGGCGUCUGGGCUUGGGGACUGAAUCUACACUAUCUGCACUUGAUCAAGAUUGACGUGCCAUCCCUUAUUCGUUACCCUGCUCGUAACUCUCCCACCGAACCGCCGCAUCACCUCUCGACCUACCGCCUUGCGACAAUCCUUACCAUUCCUCUCGCUUUCUCGCUGUUCCUCUUUUGGGCCAUCACACAAGGUGACCCCGCCUCGGUCGCAAGUUGGGAAGUCUUACCUAACCUAUACCUGCUCGUACUCGUACUUGCAUUCGUUCUACCUAUUCAGCGCGUCUCACGCAGUGGCCGCUACCGAACUCUCGCUACCCUCAAGCGCAUCAGUAUAGGUGGCUUGGCUGAAGCUCACGAUGGGAAAUUCGGAGACGUUCUGAUGGCCGAUGUCUUGACGAGCUAUGCAAAAGUUAUGGGAGAUUUGUUCAUUGCGCUCUACAUGUUCUUCUCGUCAGGAAGGAGCUCAACGGAGAAGCCGGACCGUCAUGCCGGUGGUUCAUACUUGGUACCUUUCAUCAUUGCUAUUCCUAGCAUGAUUCGUCUGAGGCAGUGCUUGAUUGAGUACUUCAGAGUCCGCAAGGCCAAUGCAAAGGCUGGAGGCAUUGGCGCUCACGGAUGGGGUGGUCAACAUCUGGCAAACGCGCUCAAAUACUCUAGCGCUUUCCCUGUCAUCAUCUUGAGUGCACUGAUGAGAGGAUACGAUCCAGCAAAGAUUGGCAUGUCUGAGGCUGGAUUGUUUCGUCUAUGGCUAUUUUUCGUUUUCGUCAAUUCCUUCUACUCUUUUUACUGGGAUGUCACAAAAGAUUGGGAUCUGUCCUUAUUCUCGACAGCCAGAGAGAGAAAUGACCCGGAGCAUCCAUGGGCUCUUCGCCGCAAUCGGUACUUCCAUGCCAAGGAAAUGUACUAUGGUGCUAUCUGCGUAGAUCUGAUGCUCCGAUGUACAUGGAGCUUCAAGCUCUCUCCACACUUGGACCACUUCAAUGAUUUGGAAGGUGGCAUCUUUGUGAUGGAAUUGCUUGAGGUUCUUCGACGCUGGAUCUGGAUCUUCUUCCGUGUCGAGACUGAAUGGGUGCGCAACACUCGUGGUCCCGCACCAGACGAGAUCCUCCUUGGUGACUUCCCCUCUAACAAGAUAGACGAAGAUUAG